AUGUCCGAAAUCGUUGACGGCGUUGAAAGGUACCCUGCCACGGGCAAGAAAGUGCUAGUCGUAGGCGCAGGAAAUGGAGGUCUCCAGGCAGCAUUGGAGUGUUGGCGCAAGGGGUUUGAUGUUGAGCUACUGGAGAAGCAGGACCGCAUUUCGCCUCUCGGCGACUUCUUCGCCGUCAGUCCACCGGGCGUCGCGACUCUGAAGUACUAUCCGACCAUGAAGGCCGAUUACGAGAAGCACUCGUCCAAGGGCAAACUGAAGACUCUAGGACCAGACGGUACCAAGCUUUGGGAGGGCGAGUGGGAAUGGGCACUUCCUGGUGCUCCACAUGCUGCUCCAGACAUAGACAUGUGCUUUGCUAUUCGGAGGCCAGUGUUCACAACUAUGCAAGUGGACCAGCUGACUCGACUCGGCAUUCCAAUACACUUUGGUGCAGACGUCGUCCACGCGGAAGAGAAGGAAGACGGCUCCGCUGCUAUAGUAACCACAAAGGCCGGCGAAAAGUACACUGCAGAUGUUUGCAUUGCAGCAGAUGGAGUGCACUCUGGUUUCUAUCGAAGUCGGAAGGACACAGUCAAUGUCGGCGACAGUGGAUAUGCGAUUUCGCGUGUUGCGUUCCCCGUGGACGCAAUCAAGCCAGGCUCCUUAGCAGAGAACGUCGUCAAAGAUGGAACCCAAUUCCGUACCUACUGUGGUCACGAAGUCCAUAUGAGUAUCAUGGUAUGCGACGGCUAUAUAUCGCCGGCUUUGACACAUAGAGCAACAGAUAGCUCGAAGGAGUCGUGGCACAACCUCAAAGAGCCCGAUUAUCUGGUUCAGAAAUUGUCUGAAGUCCACCCAGAGUUCGAUCCGGAAGCUCUCGAUGUCCUUCACCAAACGCCAGAGCGGACAGUGGACUGGCGACUCAUGUGGCGCGAUGGAUCGGAACGGUGGACGUCGGAACACGGCCGUAUUAUUGCACUUGGAGAUGCUGCUCACUCCUUUUUCCCAACAUCCGCGAACGGUGUAGUCCAGGCCCUUGAGGAUGGCCUCUCGCUGGGCGAAUGUCUUCGUCUGGGUCAAAAGGACAUAGGCUGGGCCACAAAAGUGCACAACAAGUUAAGAUUCCAACGCACUUCGAUUCUUCAGAGAACUGGAUUUGUCAAUCGCGAAGAGAUGCACCACGUCAAUCCUGAAGCUAUUCUAAAAGGCGAAGAGAGAGGCGAAGUCGGUCACUACCGUCAAGGUAAAUGGGCAUGGGGUCACAACGCAGAGUUGUACGCAAGAGACAACUACGAAAAAUGCUUGGACUCCCUCAAGAAUGGGGGUGCAUUUGAGAACACAAACCUCCCACCAGGACAUGUUUACAAGCCCUGGAAUCUCGAGUCUGAGCUCGAGCGAAUGGCGAGUGGCAGACGGUCAAGCCUGAAAGAGAACGGCGAUUGGGGCUCUUGA
Zasmidium cellare ATCC 36951 is the source of this 1434-nucleotide messenger RNA. RefSeq lists its product as uncharacterized. Bases 1 to 1434 code for a protein of 477 amino acids. NCBI's taxonomy places the organism in Eukaryota, Fungi, Ascomycota, Dothideomycetes, Mycosphaerellales, Mycosphaerellaceae. The record is from RefSeq and is a predicted model, not a curated record. Gene Ontology annotation, molecular function: monooxygenase activity; FAD binding. Gene Ontology annotation, biological process: secondary metabolite biosynthetic process. The transcript has 5 exons.